Molecule: messenger RNA, 252 nt
Organism: Coccomyxa subellipsoidea C-169
Lineage: Eukaryota; Viridiplantae; Chlorophyta; Trebouxiophyceae; Coccomyxaceae
Exons: 2
Coding region: 1-252 (83 amino acids)
Source: RefSeq, a predicted model, not a curated record
AUGACCACAUCGCCGCAGGCCGAUGUGGGGGACCCGCAGAUGGUCUCCAACAGCCUGGCACCGUUCAUGUCUCUGGCAACGGUCGUCACCGGAGCAGCCGGCGCCCCUGCCCCCUCAGCCUCAGAGGGGGCCCCGCAGCCCAGCACCAGUGCAACUGCUCCUGCCUUAGGAGCCGCCAGCGGUGGCGAAGUGGCUGAGGAGGCCGUGACUGCCAGCAGCGCUGCCACAGCUGAGAAACCCGCAGAGGAGUGA